Ochotona princeps (American pika) is the source of this 1560-nucleotide messenger RNA. It is a transcript of the gene VNN2, whose product is annotated as vanin 2. Gene Ontology annotation, molecular function: hydrolase activity, acting on carbon-nitrogen (but not peptide) bonds, in linear amides. The record is from RefSeq and is a predicted model, not a curated record. Lineage: Eukaryota; Metazoa; Chordata; Mammalia; Lagomorpha; Ochotonidae.
AUGAUCACUUCCUCCUUUCUGACAUGUGUGGCCAUUUUUGCCCUCAUCACUCUGCAUGUUGGUGCUCUGGAUACUUUUACAGCUGCAGUGUAUGAACAUGCCGUCAUUUUACCCAAGGAAACAGAAACCCCUAUUUCUCAGGAUGAUGCCUUGCUUCUCAUGAACAAGAAUAUGAAUGUUCUAGAGAGCGCGGUUAAGGAGGCGGCAAAGAUGAAUGCUCAAAUCAUUGUGACUCCAGAAGAUGCACUUUAUGGAUGGAGAUUUACUAGAGAAAUAAUUUUCCCUUAUCUGGAAGAGAUCCCAGAUCCCCAGGUGAACUGGAUUCCAUGUCAAGACCCUCACAGAUUCGGUCACACACCAGUACAAACAAGACUCAGCUGCCUGGCCAAGAACAACUCCAUCUAUGUAUUGGCAAAUAUCGGGGAUAAGAAACCAUGUAAUUCUCAAAGCUCCACAUGUCCUCGUAAUGGCUAUUAUCAAUACAACACCAAUGUGGUGUAUGAUUCAGAAGGAAAACUGGUGGCUCGUUAUCACAAGUACCACCUCUACUCUGAGCCUCAAUUUGAUGUCCUUGAGAAGCCGGAGUUGAUAACUUUCAACACCACAUUUGGAAGGUUCAGCAUUUUCACAUGCUUUGAUAUACUUUCCCAUGAUCCUGCUGUUACCUUGGUGAAAGAGUUCCAUGUGGACACCGUACUGUUCCCAUCAGCUUGGAUGAAUGUUCUGCCCCCCUUGACAGCAGUUGGAUUCCAUUCAGCUUGGGCAAUGGGAAUGAGAGUUAAUCUUCUUGUGGCCAACAUACACCAUGUCAGCCAAAAUAUGACAGGAAGUGGCAUCUAUACACCAGACUCUCCCAAAGCGUACUAUUAUGACACAAAAAGAGAGUCGGGACAUCUCCUUGUUUCUGAGUUGGAUUCACAUCCCCGAAACUCUCCUUCCUACCCAACAGCUGUGAAUUGGAGUGCCUAUGCUGUGACCAUUGCACCAUUCCCAGUACAGAAAAAUACUUUCAUAGGGUUUAUUUCUCAAGAUGGGUUCAAUUUCACAGAACUUUUGGAAAAUGAUGGAAAUAUUACAGUUUGUCACAAAGAGCUUUGCUGUCAUUUAAGCUACAGAAUGCUAGAAAAAGAAAAGGAUGUUUAUGUCCUAGGAGCCUUUACAGGACUUCACGGCCGAAGGAGGCGAGAAUACUGCCAGGUAUGCACAAUGCUGAAGUGCCAAACUACUAAUCUGACUACAUGUGGCAAGCCAGUAGAAACUGCCUCUACACGGUUUGAGAUGUUCUCCCUCAGUGGCACCUUUGCAGCAGAGUAUGUUUUCCCUGAAGUGCUAUAUUCUGAAAUUCGUCUAUCACCUGGAAAAUUUGAAGUUCUAAAAGAUGGUCGUUUGGUAAAUAAGAAUGGAGUAUCAGAGCCUAUUCUAACAGGAUCAUUGUUUGGGAGGUGGUACGCAAAGGAUUUACCUCACAAAUCGUGUGGGAACAACAAUUCAACAAUAUUUUACAUGCCAGUCUUCACAAUAUUAAUGAUUGCAUAUUUACAAAAUAUUGUAAUGGUGUAA